Molecule: messenger RNA, 564 nt
Organism: Cryptomeria japonica (Japanese cedar)
Lineage: Eukaryota; Viridiplantae; Streptophyta; Pinopsida; Cupressales; Cupressaceae
Exons: 2
Coding region: 1-564 (187 amino acids)
Source: RefSeq, a predicted model, not a curated record
AUGAAUGCUAUCAGAGGACCUGGUGAUGAGAUUGAAAAUGAAGUUCUUGUCAAAAAGAUACUUAGAUCUCUCACUCACAAAUGUGAUACUAAAGUUUCUGCUAUAGAAGAAGCCAAGGAUCUGAAGACUUUCACUGUGGAUGAACUGUUUGGUUCCUUGACAGCCUAUGAUAUGAGAACUACAAGUGAGAUUUUCUCAAGAAAAGAAGAUGCUUUCAAUACCACCAAAAAGGGGAAGGAAGUUGUUUCUCAUGAAGAAUCUAGUGAAGAUUCUGAUGCUAAAGUGGCAAACUUUGUCAGGAAGCUCAAAAGAAGAUCUGGUCGGUACAAAGGAAAACUACCACUGAAAUGUUUCAGCUGUGGGAAGGGAAAUCUCAUUUUGGAAGCAUACACUGAUGUCGACUGGGUAGGCUACAUAGAUGAUAGGAAGAGCACAAGUGGUGGUGCAUUCUUUCUGGGUGACCGGUUGCUCUCAUGGCAUAGCAAGAAGCAGGACUUGGUCUCUCUAUCCGUGACUGAAGCCAAAUACAUUGUUGCUGCUACAUGUUGCUCUCAAGUGCUCUAG